Paramecium tetraurelia is the source of this 336-nucleotide messenger RNA. RefSeq lists its product as uncharacterized. NCBI's taxonomy places the organism in Eukaryota, Ciliophora, Oligohymenophorea, Peniculida, Parameciidae. The transcript has 2 exons. The record is from RefSeq and is a predicted model, not a curated record.
AUGGCCAUGGACAACAGUAAGUUUGAGCAAUUAAGCAAACAUUUUCCAAAGUCAUUAAAGUUUUCAUUGAAUCCAGUUUAUUAUGGAGCCAGAGUAGGAAUUCAAGCAUACUUGGGAUUGUUGGUCGGUGGAACUUUGGUAAUCUACCUUAACACAUUCAAUGGAAUAACAUUCCCAUACUUAUAUAAGAGACAAAAAGUUGAAUAUCAAGCAGUACCAGAUUUCUAUUCAAAAUAAGUAUUGCUUUAUUAAAGAACAGUGCCAAAUACAGUGACUCAAUUGUGAGAUAUAAUAUAUUGAACAUUAUUAAAAUAUUAGUGAUAACUAAAUAUUCAA